This is a messenger RNA of Coregonus sp. 'balchen', 11013 nucleotides long. The record is from the annotation of a GenBank genome assembly. Lineage: Eukaryota; Metazoa; Chordata; Actinopteri; Salmoniformes; Salmonidae.
AUGCAGUUGACAGAGCUCCUUGCUUCAGGAAGCUUCCUGCUCCUGCUCCUCGUCCCGUGCUCCGACAGCCGUAAGUAAACAACAAAGCCCACUAAGCUCUUUCUGGCGUUGUUGGCACUGCGUGGGGAUAGCCUUGUUGUUUAGCUUGCCAGCUAGUUCAUUGUUGUUGAAUAAUGUUAUUUUUGUCUGCUUAGCUGAUGCUUUUAAAUCUCAAGUCCAUGACUUUUUGUCAGUAAGUUAGGGGCUGGAUCAUUUUAGCAACUAAAAUGUAGUAAGGUAACUAAUGGGAAAUUCUGUUCAGUUUGAGUUUGAUUCUGUUCUGUGGCACACUGUGCUUGUGGUUAUUUUCAGUUUCCUUGUCCCCGGAAGAGGCUAACCAGUUCUUAAGGAGACACAGGAGAGCGAAUCACGUUUUCGAGGAGACGAAACAAGGGCACCUGGAGCGAGAGUGUGUGGAAGAGAAGUGUAGCAAAGAGGAGGCGAGAGAAGUAUUCGAGAACGACCCUGAAACAGUGAGUACACUACACACUUGAUCACUACACACUUGAUCAUGUCAAAUCAAAUAGCACUCAUUGCACUUCUUUCCAUUGCGUAUAAAAAACGGACUAGCUGCGCACAUUGGAUUUGUCUUGCCAUAAUAACAGAUCCUAUAGCCUACUUGUUUAUAACGUAAUGAUCCUGUGUUUUGUGUUCAAGCUCCAAAAAGUCAAUCACCAGAUAGAUACUACUAAUUACUGGCAAACAGUUACCAGUCCAAUCAAGUAGUGUGUGUAUCAGUGGAGGCUGCUGAGGGGAGGCCGGCUGAUGAUAAUGGCUAGAACAGAGCGAAUGCAAUGGCAUGUAUUUGAUACCAUUCCACUGAUUCCGCUCCAGCUACUACCGCGAGCCCGUCCUCCCCAAUUAAGCUGCCACCAACCCCCUGUGGUAUGUACACUGUACAACUAGACCUCCAAGAGUUGCUGAAUUUGAUGUUCACUUAAGUUUGCUCCUCAAUUCAUUGCACUUUGGUUUGAAAACGAGGUAGCGGUAGUGUUCCCGUUGUGUUCAACUAGCACAUUGGGCUGUGGGGAAACCAUGCCUGAUUAUGUAAAUGUUCAUACUACUGUAAGGUUUGUGACUAUGUUAAUGAUCCUGCUUCUGCGUGAUGGGAUCAUGCAUGGGAGUGAUUAUGUUAAUAUGUGGUGGACUGCUGUGUUUUUGAUUGGUCCUCGGAUCAAGUAAGUGCUUACAGUAAGCGGAUUGAACGUGACCAGGGGGAAUGUGUUUUUAAUCACAAAUGAAUUCCAGGCAGAGCAACAAUGCGCUCACACAAGCUUUAAGCCUGUCACACAGGGCUCCCAUCCCCUCAGGGAUAUAUAGAUUAGGUUUAGGUUCUGCCAGCUAGCUUCAUUAAUGUGUUGAUCAGCCUCCAGCAUCCAUUUGAAUAAUAAUUUUGUGUCCCAAAUGGCACCCUAUUCCUUAUAUAGUGCACUACUUUUGACCAGGGCCCAUGGGGGCGUCCAGUAUAAUUUUUCCUGGGUUGGUGCCGUUUGGGAAGUAGACAAUAUGUAGAUCAAAAUUAAGCCUGUUUAAUAUGCUAAUCUAGAAAUAUUGUCAAUUUAAGAAAAAAUGUUUUGUGAGGAAAGAGCUGGAGAGGAGGCGAUCUGGGGUGAGAGUGGAGAGAUGUGAAUCGGGGUGAGAGUGGAGAGAUGUGAAUCGGGGUGAGAGUGGAGAGAGAUGUGAAUCGGGGUGAGAGUGGAGAGAUGUGAAUCGGGGUGAGAGUGGAGAGAUGUGAAUCGGGGUGACAGUGGAGAGAUGUGAAUCGGGGUGACAGUGGAGAGAUGUGAAUCGGGGUGACAGUGGAGAGAUGUGAAUCGGGGUGACAGUGGAGAGAUGUGAAUCGGGGUGACAGUGGAGAGAUGUGAAUCGGGGUGACAGUGGAGAGAGGUGAAUCGGGGUGACAGUGGAGAGAGGUGAAACGGGGUAACAGUGGAGAGAUGUGAAUCGGGGUGACAGUGGAGAGAGGGAAAUCGGGGUGACAGUGGAGAGAGGUGAAUCGGGGUGACAGUGGAGAGAGGUGAAUCGGGGUGACAGUGGAGAGAGGUGAAUCGGGGUGAGAGUGGAGAGAUGUGAAUCGGGGUGAGAGUGGAGAGAGAUGUGAAUCGGGGUGAGAGUGGAGAGAUGUGAAUCGGGGUGAGAGUGGAGAGAUGUGAAUCGGGGUGAGAGUGGAGAGAUGUGAAUCGGGGUGACAGUGGAGAAUGUGAAUCGGGGUGACAGUGGAGAGAUGUGAAUCGGGGUGACAGUGGAGAGAUGUGAAUCGGGGUGACAGUGGAGAGAUGUGAAUCAGGGUGAGAGAGGUGAAUCAGGGUGAGAGUGGAGAGAGGUGAAUCAGGGUGAGAGUGGAGAGAGGUGAAUCGGGGUGACAGUGGAGAGAGGUGAAACGGGGUGAACAGUGGAGAGAUGUGAAUCGGGGUGACAGUGGAGAGAGGUAAAUCGGGGUGACAGUGGAGAGAUGUGAAUCAGGGUGACUGAAGAAUGACGGGUGACAGUGGAGAUGAUCGGGGUGACAGUGGAGAGAGGUGAAUCGGGGUGACAGUGGAGAGAGGUGAAUCGGGGUGAGAGAUGUGAAUCAGGGUGAGAGUGGAGAGAGGGUUUGGAAUAGGCUCAGAGAGAGAGAGAGGGUGUGUGUGUGUGUGUGUGUGUGUGUGUGUGUGUGCAUAUGAUGAGAGAGAGGGGGUGUGAACCCAGAAUCAGGAGAGGAGGAUGUGCGUGAUACAAGUGGUGGUGGGGGGGGGGGGGGUGUAUCGUGACAGGACUGCAGCCUCAUUCACAGAUCUAUUAUUCAUUUUAAACGUGCCUAUCUCUGACUCUGCAGUUUUCUCACAAUGCUGCAGUUCCCUGGCUCUGCAGAGGGAGUGUUCCUUCCUGGUUAACAUACCACUAACCUACAGUCUCCCUAGCAACCAAGAGUCUUCAACUGCAGCCUCAGUCUCUCUCUCCGCAGUAGUUGGAAAGUUUCUGCCUGGUCCCCCUCCCACUCUAUCUCUCUCUCUCUCUGCCGCUCUCUCUCUCUCUGUCUCUGUCUCUCUCUCUCUGCCUCUCUCUCUGCCUCUCCAUCCAUCUGCCUCUCUGCCUCUCUCCAUCUCUCUCUCCAUAUCUUUCUCUCUCCCUCUCUCUCUGCUUCUCUCCAUCCCCUCUCUCUCUCUCUCUCUCUCUCUCUCUCUCUCUCUCCUCUCUCUCUCUCUCUCUCUCUGUCUCUGUCUCUGUCUCUUCUCUGUCUCUCUCUUUCUCUCUCUCUCUUUCUCUUUCUGCCUCUCUCUCUCUCUCUCUGCUCUGCUCUCUCUCUCUGCUCGUCUUCCCUUCCUCUCUCUCUCCUCCCUCUCUCUCGCUUCCUUCCUCUCUCUCUCUCUCUCUCUCUCUCUCUGUCUCUCUCUCCAUCACUAGAAUGAGAUUAGACGUAUAAGGAUAGGAUAGUGUUAGAAGUGUCUCAGUAGAACUACACACGGUCAGGAAUCUCUUAUCUAUCUGCUGCCUUCCAUUUAAUGUACUCUUCUUCUUCUUCUUCCUCUUUCAGUGCAGCGGAACUCUCUGGAGAAUCAUGUCAUUGUCCCAUCAAGUCUUGUUCUAAUUUUAACUUUCCCCAGUUACCUCCAUAUAAUAUACUGCAGGCAGGCAGCCCGGUCCCCAGUUACCUCCAUAUACUAUACUGCAGGCAGGCAGCCCGGUCCCCAGUUACCUCCAUAUACUAUACUGCAGGCAGGCAGCCCGGUCCCCAGUUACCUCCAUAUACUAUACUGCAGGCAGGCAGCCCGGUCCCCAGUUACCUCCAUAUACUAUACUGCAGGCAGGCAGCCCGGUCCCCAGUUACCUCCAUAUACUAUACUGCAGGCAGGCAGCCCGGUCCCCAGUUACCUCCAUAUACUAUACUGCAGGCAGGCAGCCCGGUCCCCAGUUACCUCCAUAUACUAUACUGCAGGCAGGCAGCCCGGUCCCCAGUUACCUCCAUAUACUAUACUGCAGGCAGGCAGCCCGGUCCCCAGUUACCUCCAUAUACUAUACUGCAGGCAAGCAGCCCGGUCCCAGAACUGUUUGUGCUCUUGCCAAUUCUAUUGCUGUCAUGGUCAAACCAAACACAUGACAAUGAGUGACAAGGAGUUUGCAUGAUCCAGACUGCUACUCGGGCUAUUCUGCAGGAGAGAGAGUUGUGUAGAACAUUCCCAGGAAGCCCUGGAGGGGCUCCUAGGCUGUGUGGUCCCAUUAACAUGAGAUGACAUGAUGCAUGUCUAUCAUAAGACAUACAUGUAGUCUUAAUCUGUCAUGUUUGACCUCAGUAUUCAGCAUACUGUUAUCAAACAUCACUAACAGCCUCUCUCCUUCUGUUCCCCUCUCCUUCAGGACUACUUCUAUCCAAAGUACUUAGGUAAGUUUGGUUCAUGUUCCCAACCUCUUCAGCUUUGGGUGAAAUUGUUAUUACUUGAUUAGGUCAUUAGCAUCUGUUGUAUGGUGUUUAACUAUCUCAUGUCUCUGCCCUGUCUCUCUGUCUCUGCCCUGUCUCUCUUUCUCCUGUCUUUGCCCUGUAACUGUCUUCCUGUCUCUCUGUCUUACUGUCUCCCUGUCUCUUCCCUGUCUCUCUGUCUUACUGUCUCCUGUCUCUGCCCUGUCUCACUGUCUUUUCCCUGUCACUGUCUUCCUGUCUCUCCGCUGUCUCUGCGCUAACUCUGCCCUGUCUCUGUCCUGUCUCCCUGUCUAUGCCCUGUCUCUGUCUCCCCGUCUCUGCCCUGUCUCUCUGUCUCCCCGUCUCUGCCCUGUCUCUGCCCUGUCUCUUGCCUGUCUCUUCCCUGUCUCCUGUCUCUGCCGUGUGUCUGUCUUCCUGUCUUUGCCCUGUAUCUGUCUUCCUGUCUCUGUCUUACUGUUGCCCUGUAUCUGUCUUCCUGUCUCUGUCUUACUGUCUCCUGUCUCUGCCCUGUCUCGCUGUCUCCGUGUCUCUGACCUGUCUCUGUGUCUCUGCCCUGUCUCCGUGUCUCUGACCUGUCUCUGUCUCUGCCCUGUCUCUGUCUCCUGUCUCUGCGCUGUUGCUCUGUCUCCCUUUCUCUGCCCUCUCUGCCCUGUCUCUGUCUCCUCUCUGCCCUGUCUCCCUGUCUCUGUCUCCCUGUCUCUGUCUCCCUGUCUCUGCCCUGUCUCUCUGUCUUUGUCUCUGCCCUGUCUCUGCCUCUCUGUCUCUUCCCUGUCUCUCUGUUUCUGCCCUGUCUCUGUCUCCCUGUCUCUGUCUCCCUGUCUCUGCCCUGUCUCUCUGUCUUUGUCUCUGCCCUGUCUCUGCCUCUCUGUCUCUUCCCUGUCUCUCUGUUCUUCCCUGUCUCUGUCUCCCCUGUCUCUGUCCUUCUCUGCCCUGUCUCUCUGUUUCUGCCCUGUCUCUCUGUCUCUGCCCUGUCUCUCUGUCUCUGCCCUGUCUCCCUGACUCUGCCCUGUGGCUCUGUCUCCCUUUCUCUGUCCUGUCUCUCUGUCUCCUCUCUGCUCUGUCUCUCUGUCUCCCUUUCUCUGGCCUGUCUCUCUGUCUCCUCUCUGCUCUGUCUCUCUGUCUCUACCCUGUCUCGCUGUCAUACUGUCUCCGCCCUGUCUCUGUCUCCCUGUCUCCGCCCUGUCUCUGUCUCCCUGUCUCGGCCCUGUCUCUCUGUCUUACUGUCUCUACCCUGUCUCUCUGUCUUACUGUCUCUGCUCUGUCUUACUGUCUCUGCCCUGUCUCUCUCUUACUGUCUCUGCCCUGUCUUUCUGUCUUACUGUCUCUCUGUCUUACUGUCUCUGCCCUGUCUUACUGUCUCUGCCCGUUCUCUCUGUCUUACUGUCUCUCUGUCUUACUGUCUCUGUCUCUCUGUCUCCUGUCUCUGCCCUGUCUCCCUCUCUGACUAGCGUGCAUGGAGAAGUUUGGAGACACGGACAAGAAGAAACAAGACCUGAUCACCUGUGUUCACAGUGAGUUCCUCACCUGUCUGUCCUACUGACUAGGGCUCUGGACAGACACACUGACUGACGUACAGUAGAUUUGAGCAUGUAGCGCUCACUCUCUUUCUUUCUUUUUCUUUCUUUCUUUCACUCUCCUCCACUUUUAUAACACACCUCUUUCUAUCAUACUCUAUCUCAUUCACCCUCUCCCUCUCUCAUUCCCUCUCUGUGUGGUUUAUAAAUAGUGCCUAUGAGGAGCAGUGAGCACACAGUUCCAUCUGUUGGGCAGGGCGGGCUGCACUGCACCAGCUCACUAUUGCAGAACACUGAGAGAAAGUUCUCAUUAAAGGUGGAGAAGAUAAGAGGAGGAAUGACUGGAAGAAAGAAAGAAAGAGCAUUCUCGGGAGGGAGGGAGGGAGGGAGGGAGGGAGGGAGACGCGUGUGGAACUCUGCAGUAGCUAGCCUAGUGUGCGUGACACACCUCCUUCCAGCGUCACGCACUCUGUGACUGCAGAUCUGAGAUCAGUGACGUGAGCGAGCUGUGACGCCAGUGAGAGGAGGAGGAGGAGGGAGAGUAAAAGAGAGAAGGUGGAGAAUGGAUAGAGGUUUCUGCUGCAUCAGGGCUGCUGAGUCGAGGAGUGAGUGGGACUGCCGAUCCUGUCUGCUGAUUGGUUGAUGGAACUCUAGUCAGAGAGAGUCAGCCAGGGAGUUAUGACUCAGCAGUGCGUCCAGGACAGAGAACACCAUCAGCAGUAGGAGCUCUUAAAGGAGAAAGAACUGCAGGGAACUAUUAGGUUAGAUAUAACACUCCAGGAUAGAUAGAUGCUAAUGAGAGGGUGUGAGAGAGACAGGGGGGGGUGAGAGAGAGAGACAGGGGGGGGUGAGAGAGAGAGACGGGGGGGGGUGAGAGAGAGACAUCUGCAUUGCUUACUGUUUGGGGUUUUAGGCUAGGUUUCUGUAUGUAAAAAGGGCUUUCAAAAUUUUUGGGGAUUGAUUGACAGGUUGUGAGAGAGACACAGAGUGUGAGAGAGUGACGGAGUGUGAGAGAGAGACACAGAGUGUGAGAGAGAGACGGAGUGUGAGAGAGAGACACGGAGUGUGAGAGAGAGACACAGAGUGUGAGAGAGGACACGGAGUGGAGAGAGACACGGAGUGUGAGAGAGAGACACAGGAGUGUGAGAGAGAGACAGAGAGUGUGAGAGAGAGACGGAGUGUGAGAGAGAGACGGAGUGUGAGAGAGAGACGGAGUGUGAGAGCGAGACGGAGUGUGAGAGCGAGACGGAGUGUGAGAGCGAGACGGAGUGUGAGAGCGAGACGGAGUGUGAGAGCGAGACGGAGUGUGAGAGAGAGACGGAGUGUGAGAGAGAGACGGAGUGUGAGAGAGAGACGGAGUGUGAGAGAGAGACGGAGUGUGAGAGAGAGACGGAGUGUGAGAGAGAGACGGAGUGUGAGAGAGAGACGGAGUGUGAGAGAGAGACAGAGUGUGAGAGAGAGACACAGAGUGUGAGAGAGAGACGGAGUGUGGGAGCGACAGGGUGUGAGAGCGAGACAGAGGAGCUAUUUAUACUGUGAGUCCUCAGAGAUCCUGGGAGGGGAAAAGACCGUUCUCUCUUUUCUCAAUGCAGGCAUUUUAGGCUACGUCACAAAUGGCACCCUAUUCCCUAUAUAGUGCACUACUUUUGACCAGGGCAUUUAUCAAUGGCAUCACAGGGGGCAUUAUAUAGUAACAUAGCGCUAUGUACCUGCCUGGAACAGCCUGGCUAAAGCACUUCACAUCUAUGACUUGCUGUACUGUAGGAUGUUAUUUCUCUGGUACGAUGACCUCUAAUGCUCUCUUUCUUUCUAUCUCCCUUCACCCACCUCCUCUCUCCCUUCCCCACCCUCUCUCUCCCUUCCCCACCCUCUCUCUCUCUCCCUCCCACCUCUCUCUCUCUCCUUCCCCACCCUCUCUCUUCCCUCUCCCUCCUCUCUCUCCCUCCCCACCAAUCCUCUCUCCUCUCUCUCUCUCUUCCCCUCUCUUCCCUCUCUCUCAUCCCUUUUCUCCUCCCUCACACCCCUCCGCCCCCCCCGCGCUCUCUCUCUCCGGUCUCCACUCCCACCCCUCUCUCUCCCCUCGCUCUCCUACCUCUCUCAACUCAGCUCCUCCCCUCUCGCGGCCUCCUCUCCUCUCUCUCUCCCCACCACUCCUCUCCUUCCCCCCCCCCCUCUCUCACGACCUCUGCGCUUCCCCACCCUCUUUCUCUCCCCUUCCCGCACACCUCUCGUCUCUCACUCUCCCCCCAACCGUCCUCCUCUCUCUCUCCCUUCCCCACCCCCUCUCUCAGAUAUUCCAGACCAGUGCUCUCCGUCUCCCUGUAAUCCUCGAGGUAUGGUGCGCUGUGAGGACAGAAAGGGUGACUUCCUCUGCCACUGCUUCACUGGCUGGACAGGAGUCAGGUGUGAGAAAGGUAGUGUCACAUGGUCUUCAGAAACACUGCUGCAAACACAAUGGGCUUGUUCCACAGUGCAGCCCACUGACUGAUCUACAAAUCACCUUGCAUCAUAAAUAACUACUCGUUACUAGUUGUAGAUCAGUCAGUCACAAUUGACCCACAAUACAUCCCAGAUUUGAUGCUCUGGAAUACGGCCAGUGUAUUGGAUACAUAGAGCCUGGAGCCUGUAGACUUGGCCAGGAAGAAGGACUAGUGUGUUGUUGUUUGUGUCAGUGAGGCCAACUUGCCACACAUACAAAAAGAGAGAGACAGAGGUGGGGACAGAGAGGAUUUUUUUGCAGUGUCACACUGUGUCGUCUCCAGCGCGUGACAAUGACCGGUACAGGGUGAGUCCUGUCUGUCUGUCUGACCUUGACUUGGACAGACAGUGACUAAGCUAUCUCCAUCCACACAGACACACACACACCGUCCAGCGCUGUCCGCCGUCCCCGGAGUGGCGCUGGGUUGUGAUUGGGCAUGCUCUGUGUGAGUUGCGUUGUUGUUGCUAUAUGUCGGUCGGGUCAGUAUGAACUGGAUGUGUAGGAAGUGACCCGGUCACAUGUAGAGCAGGCUGGGAAAUCACAUGACCCUGCGAAGAGAAGGUCAGCGCUGGGCUGGUUACAUGUCUGUACAGAGGGAGGGGGAAAGAGAGAGAGAGAGAGAGGGCUGGUUACAUGUCUUUACAGAGAGAGAGAGGGAGGGCUGGUUACAUGUCUUUACAGAGAGCGAGAGGGCUGGUUACAUGUCUUUACCGAAGGAGCCGGAGAGAGAGGGGGCUGGUUACAUGUCUUUACAGAGAGAGGAGAGAGAGGGCUGGUUACAUGUCUUUACAGAGAGAGAGAGAGGGCUGGUUACAUGUCUUUACAGAGGGAGGGGGAGAGAGAGAGGGCUGGUUACAUGUCUUUACAGAGGGAGGGGGAGAGAGAGAGGGCUGGUUACAUGUUUUUAAAAGAGGGAGGGGGAGAGAAGAGGGCUGGUUACAUGUCUUUACAGAGGGGGGAGGGAGAGAGAGGGCUGGUUACAUGUCUUUACAGAGGGAGGGGGAGGAGAGGAGGGCUGGUUACAUGUCUUUACAGAGGGAGUAGGAGAGAGAGAGGGCUGGUUACAUGUCUUUACAGAGGGAGGGGAGAGAGAGAGGGCUGGUUACAUGUCUUUACAGAGAGGGAGAGGGAGGGCUGGUUACAUGUCUUAACAGAGGGAGGGGGAGAGGAGAGGGCUGGUUACAUGUCUUUACAGAGGGAGGGGGAGAGAGAGGGCUGGUUACAUGUCUUUACAGAGGGAGGGGGAGAGAGAGAGGGCUGGUUACAUGUCUUUACAGAGGGAGUGGGAGAGAGAGAGGGCUGGUUACAUGUCUUUACAGAGGGAGGGGGAGAGAGAGAGGGCUGGUUACAUGUCUUUACAGAGGGAGUAGGAGAGAGAGAGGGCUGGUUACAUGUCUUAACAGAGGGAGGGGGGAGAGAGAGAGGGCUGGUUACAUGUCUUUACAGAGGGAGUAGGAGAGAGAGAGGGCUGGUUACAUGUCUUUACAGAGGGAGGGGGGAGAGAGAGAGGGCUGGUUACAUGUCUUUACAGAGAGGGAGAGGGAGAGGGCUGGUUACAUGUCUUUACAGAGAGGGAGAGAGAGAGGGCUGGUUACAUGUCUUUACAGAGGGAGGGGGAGAGAGAGAAAACAGUGGUAGAGAGGGAGAAGUUCUAUUAUUCCUGUCUGUGUAAAUGCCUCCAGUAGUUCUGCUGCCUCCCUCACACUGCUGCUGUCUGUUUCCCAAAUGGCACCCUAUUCCUGAUUUAUAGUACACUACUUUUGACCAGAACGCUAUGGGAAUAGGAUACCAUUUGGAAUGCAGAGUCUAUCUCUCACGUUUCCGUGGUGACUCAUCCUGCCACCUAAUUGUUGGUCGGCGGGGGAAGCCAAAACACAACGUGCCUGACUGACUGACUCUGAGGCGGAGGCUUUUCCACUGGCCGACCACAAGCACACAGAAACCAUUCAGCUCAUCAGACCAGUCACUCAGUGGUAAUCGGUCCAAAUAAGUGGCAUUUCUCUAAAUAUAAACCGCUGGAAAAGAGACAGGUGUGAUUUAUUUAGUUAAAAAGACAAACUUUCCUUGUGUACAAACUUUCAUUGACGUGUAUAAACGUUUCGAUCAUGAUUCACAUUGAAGUGCAACACUUAGCUAUGUUCAAUGUAGUUGACGGAUGAAGUGAUUGGUUCAUAUUUUCACAUGUCCUCUGUGUCUCUCCUGUGAUUGGCAGAUAUCAACGAGUGCAACAAGAGGAAUGGAGAAUGUCAACAUGAUUGUAACAACACUAUGGGUAGCUACCGCUGCUCCUGUCGCCACGGUUACACGCUGGUCGGACGCCAUAUGUGUAACGGUAAGACACACACACACACACACACACACACACACACACACACACACACACACACACACACACACACACACACACACACACACACCUUACCUGAAGGAUGUAUUGAACUGUCCUCACUGUGUGUGUUUCAGAUGUGGAUGAGUGCCAGGACCCAGGUAUGUGUGGGACAGCGAGGUGUGUGAACCAGGAUGGAACCUAUGACUGUCUGUGUGAGACAGGAUACGUUUACGACAACGACACCAAGACCUGCCUA